UAAUUUAUCUUCAUAUAGAAUGUAUGGUGUGUUUAUUUCACCAAAAUAUGUGUUUUGUUUUAGGUGUUAAAGUUUGUUUGUAUUGGGAAUUUUAUUUUUGGGCGUCACAGUGCCCUCUAGUGGUUUAUAUGGUAUGGGCUGUAUUAUCUGCUAUCUCUCGCCAGUCUGCAUUGUACGUGGCUGGGAGAGGUAGGUUUCCAACGCAGCUCGGUUUUGAAAGAGGAAUUUUAGUGCUGUAAUGUCAUUUAUGUUGCGUACAGUGAUUCCUACAUGAUCCGUAUUGUAAAUGGUUGUAAAAAUAGUUGUUUCGGGAGAUUUGUUAAGUUUCUUGGGUGAAUUUUAAGAGCACAAGAUAACCAACAAGUUAGUCACAUUGUUUUACAUGUGCAUGUUAGCGCUCUCCUUUUCAUCCUCACAUGGAGUAGAUUUUGUAUUUUAAUUUAUAUCUUUUUCAUGUUAGGCUUGUUCCAACGGUGAAGAUUGACUCUCCAUUUGUGCUCUUUAUUAUUUUUGUGAAGAUUGCAAUAAAGUUAGUCAGAAGAGCCGGUCGUCAGUAUCCUCCUUAGAGUGUCGUGCACCUGAACACAACGCAGUGUGGCUGGGACUGCAGACCGUUCCGGCUACACCGGCCACAUAACGUUCCCAGUGAUCGACUCUGCAGCCAAAUCAUAAAGAGAAACCAUGACAAAAUUAAAUGAAAAUUGUGCAGACAUGAUGCUGAAUGUAGAGUUUCAAUGUAGCAAAACAUCUACACAGGAACCUGUAACCCCUCUGAAUGAUAACUGGAUCUUCUGUAAACUUCCAACUUCUACUUGGGAACUGGAUAUUGAAGAACAACAAUUUCCGUAUGAGCAUUUAAAACAUUAAAGUCUGGGUGGAGAGUUAUAGUGAUGCAAAGUAUUUUAGAGUUAUAAACAUCCAGGUUACAGUGAAUAUAGCAUGAUGCAAAGCUGAAUUUGUGUGGAGAAACAUAACACAGCAACUCACUAAAAGAGAUGGUAUCAGCUCCAUCCAUCCAUCCAUCACUUUAUUCAUUUAUAUUCUCAUUUAAAACAUUUUUACAUAAAAACCGCUGAAAUAUCUGCUUUCAAGUUCUUGGAAUAAUUUAGUUUGCCGUUUUUGUCAGUUCUUCUCAACAAGCAUAGAAGUUGCUGACAAAUUCUUUUGGUACAUCUUCCUUGUACCAGGUAGGACCACUAUUGCCUUUAGAACUUUCUUAAUUCUUCAUAGCAUAAACCCAACAAUCUGUUGGAAACAUUCCUCUCAAGCUUUGGUCCAUGUAGAAAUGGUAGCAUCACACAGAUGCUGCAGAUUCGUCAGCUGCGCAUCCAAAUCAGAACCUUCUUUCACCACAUCCUAAAGCUGUUCUGUUGGACUGAGAUAUUGUGACUGUGGAGACCAUUGGAGUUAAAUGAAUCAUGUCCAAGGAACUAGUUUGAGAAGAUCUGAUCUUUGAGACAUGGAGCAUUAUCCAGCUGGAAGCAUCCAUCAGAGGAUGGGUGCCUUGUGGUCAUUAAGGGAUGGGGAUGGUCAGAAAAGAAUACUCAGGUAGGCUGUAUGGUUUAAAUGAUGCUCAGUUGGUACUGAGGGGCAUACAAAGUGCCAAGAAAAUAUCAUGAUACCACCAGCAGCUUGAGUCAUUGAUCUUACACAGGAUGGAUCUUUCAUGGAGUUCAUGUCAGAUUCUGACUGGGCCAUCUGAAUUUUGCAGCUGACAUCCAGACUCACCAGACCAGAUAAUGUUUUUCCAACCUGGUAUCUCUUUCUGUGGGUCACUCCCACCUGCUCAUCACCUUAACUGAAAGUUGCAAUGUGCUUCAACUGAUAAAUUGGUUUAAUUUGGCCUUUUAGCGUAGUUCUCAGGCUCCAUUUGUGCCACAAAUCAUCAACGAGACACCCAAAAAACCUGACCCCCUCUUCAAGCAGCAGCUUGUCCACAGCCCAUAGUUGACAGUUCACUGUUUGAUUGUGAACCACAGCCUCAGACAUGGAGGUGCUAAUUCUGAAGUGUUUUAGAAAGUCACUGUGUCUCCUGGAGGUCUAAACCUGGUGAGCACAGCAAGAACAUGCUGCAUGUGAAAAGAAGUGAUGAAAUCCAAAGUUUUUAGAUUAAAAACCCUCCAUCUCCGGACUGCACCUAAACAUCUGUCCAAACUUCAGCCCAGGAGAGGUCCAAUCCUCGCCAGAAAUACCUCUUACUUCUUACCAGAUUUGUGAACCAAGAACUGAACCUGAAGAACUAUCUACUGGUCUGCACAUGAGUCUGAAGCAUCUCCAAGCCAACAAAGCACAUGAUGACUGGUUGGAAAGCUCCCAGGCACCUGAACCUUAUGUCUGAGGCUGAACCUUCCAAUCCUUUGGAGGAAAAUAUCUGAAUCAACCUGGCUGCUUGGCACCAGUAUACCCAAAUGUAUUUUAAGGGGUAAGAGCUUGAAAAUGUAAAAAGACCAACAUCACCUGCCAAAUUCAAAGACCUGACUCUGAUCUUCCCAAACAAGACAUGGUUCUCUUCUGGAUGUAAACAACCCUUUACACCGCUAAGUUUUGGCUGCUGUAACAGAUGAAGCUGCAGUCCUUCUGAACUCUCAGCACCAGUCUGGUAAGGAUAACCUUCACUGAAGUAUGGAAAAUCACAGAUGCUUGUUAUGGACAAGAAGCUGCAUGGCCAAUUGCUGAACAGGAAGCAACCUGAUAGGUGACCAAGUGAGGACCCACAGAAUGUGCUGCGCUUGGAGAUGGAGGCAUUGCAGCAAACAUCUGUGUAGAAUUUGUAGCGGUACAACACUCUUCCUUUCUGCUAAGUAUUUAUUUAGUGAUUUAGAUCAACUGGCUAAGAUGACCAAAGCACUUAACAGUAAGAUCACAAAAACACAGUGAGAAUGAAGAACAGAGAACAUUUCAUGAAAACAGAAAACAGGUGGCAGAACGCAUGACAGGUAAGACAAACUGAUUACCAGUUUUUGUUCUUGGUUGAGGGACCCACACAAUCUACCAAGACAUGCUCAAAAUGCUCACCAACUACAGGAAUGGUACUAACAACUAAAGAUAAAAGUCUUUGAUUCACUUUUUAUCAUAGAUUUAUACGCAGAGAUGCCAUAAUGGGAGGCAAUUGCACAUAAAUCAUCUUUUGUACAGUCAUCAAACUGUUUUAAGGUAUAUUUAUUUAUGAACUCAAACUAAACUGUGUCAUUUUCAAAAUGAUCCAGGACGAGAGCCCAUUUACGUAACAAACUGGUCCAGACAGAUUUUUUUUGUCUCUGCCUACAUAAAGGUUGUGGUAUUCUGAACUUUGCAGAUAACAUUUUCUGACAGACUUGGAAAGUCUGGAAGGAAACACCUCAGUUACAGGUUUAAACAAUGUUUGUCAGAAGAAGUCUAACAGGUUCUAGCUCCGCCCUGUCUAACUCACCUGAGGCAAAACAGGAAGAGUUUGUAAUUCUUCAACAUUACAUAGAGACACACAGACGAUAAGAUUCACCCUGCGACUAAACUGCCUGCUUCAUCGUAGCGAGGCCAGAUGCAGGAGAUAAAUAAAACAUCUCAGAGUAACUUUGAGGGACGUUAGUGGAGGAGGGAGGGAGCCAUGACUGACUGGACCUUCUGUGUUUUCAGCUUCACUCAGAGACUAAAUGGCUUCCAGAUUAGAGGAGGAUCUCUGCUGUCCGGUCUGUCAGGACAUCUUCAAAGAUCCGGUUCUUCUGUCAUGUAGCCACAGCUUCUGUAAGGAGUGUCUGAAGAACUGGUGGAGAGAGAAACCAGCUAAAGAGUGUCCAGUUUGUAAGAGGAGAUCUUCAAAGCAUCAACCACCCUGUAACCUGGCUCUGAAGAACCUGUGUGAGACCUUCUUACAGCAGAGAGACCAGAGAGCUUCAGAGGAUCUCUGCAGUCUGCACUCUGAGAAACUCAAACUCUUCUGUCUGGACCAUCAGCAGCCAGUGUGUCUCGUCUGCAGAGAUUCAGAAAAACACACCAAGCACAGAUUCAGACCCAUCAAUGAAGCUGCUCAGCAACACAAGAAGAACCUUCAGAAAACUCUGGAACCUUUGAAGAAGAACCUGAAGCUCAGGAAGAAAGUUCAAAAGGAGUUUAAUCAGACAGCAGAACACGUGAAGGUCCAGGCCCGACACACAGAGAGGCUGAUUAAGGAGCAGUUUAAGAAGCUUCAUCAGUUUCUAACAGAGGAAGAGGAGGCCAGGCUGGCUGCACUGAGGGAGGAAGAGGAGCAGAAGAGUGGGAUGAUGAAGGAGAAGAUGGAGGCUCUGAGCAGAGAGAUAGCAGCUCUUUCAGCCACAGUCAGAGCCACAGAGGAGGAGCUGAGAGCUGAAGACGUCUCCUUCCUGCACAACUACAAGGCUGCAGUGGAAAGAGUCCAGCGCUGCCCCCUGCUGGAUGGUCCACAGCUGCCCUCAGGAGCUCUGAUAGACCAGGCCAAACAUCUGGGCAACCUGGCCUUCAACAUCUGGAGCAACAUGAAGAACAUGGUGUCCUACACUCCUCUCAUCCUGGAUCCAAACACUGCUCACCCUAAGCUCAACCUGUCUGAAGAUCUGACCAGUGUCAGAGCAGGAGUCCGAGAGCAGCUGCCUGACAAUCCAGAGAGGUUGGACAUAUGGUGGUCUCUCCUGGGUUCUGAGGGGUUUAACUCAGGGAACCACAGCUGGGAUGUAGAUGUUGGAGACAGUGAUGUUUGGACACUCGGUUUGUUAGCAGAGUCUGUCCACAGGAGGAAAAACAUACAGUCUGGGUUAUGGGGAUUGAUGUUAACAGAAGAUCAAUUAUCAGCAUGGUUACCAGGUUCAUCCACAGUUCUCUCAGUACAGAAGAAGCUUCGGAGGAUCAGAGUAAAUCUGGACUGGAACAGAGGAAAACUUUCGUUCUCUGAUCUGGACACUAACACACACAUACACACCUUCACACACACCUUCACUGAGAAGAUGUUUCCUUACAUCUACACUUUGGAUCAAGUAAAAAUCUUACAGUUAAAGAUCUGAGUGAACAAAAAAGACUUUAGAACUGGGCUGAUGUUCUCUGCUUUCUAGGUUCUAGUGAGGACUAGGCAGCAGCUCCUGGAUCAGCUGCAGCUGUCUGAUGGAGCUUUUAGGCAGACCUGUGGAGAACCUGUUGCAGUGAUCAGUUCACUAAAGAUAAACGCAUGGAUGAGUUUCUCCAGAUCCUGCUGAGACAUUAGUCCUUUAAUCCUGGAGAUGCUCUUCAGGUGAUAGAAGGCCGACCUUGUUACUGUCUUUAUGUUGUCCUGGAGGUUCUGGUCUGAGUCCAUCACUACACCCAGAUUUCAGCCCUGGUCCGUGGUUUCUAGCUUUAGAAACUGAAGCGGUGUUCUGACUCCUGAUCGCUCCUCCUUUGGUCCAAAAAUAAUGCCUUCAGUCUAACCAACGUUUGAAUGGGUUCAUAGUCAUCUGGUGACGUUGUAAUGUAGGGCUGUGUUUUUUGCGUAAUUAUGGUAACUCUAAUAUUUUUUGUUUAUUAUGAUCUGAGCUGGGGGGAGCUUGCAAAUAUUCAAUAGGAGGGGUCCCAGGAUGGAACCUUGGGGAACCCCACAUGUGAUUUUUGUUAGCUGUGAUGUAAAGUUACCUAUUGUUCCUGUCCUUCAAGUAAGACUCAAACCAGCCAAGUGCUGUACCAGAAAGCCCGGCCCAGUUCUCCAGGUGCACCAGUAAUAUACCAUGGUCAACGGUGUCGAUCAUGGCCCAAUAAUACCAGAACUGUGGUUCUGCCAAAGUCUGCAUUUAUGCAGAUGUCAUUGAUUACAAAAAGGAAACUGGAAAAAUAAAGAUCUAUUUCGACUGAUCAUCUGUUUGUGUUCAGUUCAGUUAGACCCGUUUCUGAUCGAGAUGAAACACUUUCUGGUUUUAAUGGUUACCAUUAACACAUUUCCUGACAGUGAGUACUACCACUUUGAAAUAUCAUCAAACCAUGAUAGUUUAGUGUUUCAUUAACAACUGUUCUUUUUUUAAUUGUCCAUUCAACUUAUCAUCUCAGAUGCUUUACCGCAGCAGUGAAAGCAAAUCAGGAAUAUUCUGACCACCAAAGAGCCCCUACUGUUAUAACUAUAGCCAUUUUAUUUUUUUUAACAAGCAGCUUUUUUGUUUCAAGCUUAACUACGGCAACUGAAACACAACUUCCUGCAAAUCUCCAUAAUAAGAGCCUUCAGGAUUAAGAAUGCCCUGUGAUUUUCAGAUAACAUAUUAUAAAGAUCAACUAUCUGAAUGCUGGGUACACUGUGGGCUGGAGGUCAUAAUUUGAUCUUGACAUCAUUUCAUAGAAGGCAGUUCUAUAGGCAGUAACUUUCCACAAAACAAUUUGUAAAAACUUUGUAUAAAAAUGUGCAUAUUUAUAGUUUAUUUUAAUAUAAUCCUAAUGAUAUUCAUUGGAGGUGGUUUACAUGCAAUAAGAACUAUACAAAAUGUUUAUAAUGUUACAUUCCUGGUUUCAAAUGUGAAUAUUGUGGAAACUUGUGAUAUGAGUCAACCUGAUGUUUAAUAUUGUUUUGCCAGCAGAUGGGAUCAGAUUUCAGUUUUGAACAUUCAUUAACAACUGUACUUAAAUCUGUUUAACAUCUAUGGUAUUUUUUUCUGGAAGAAAACAUUAAUUAAAAAAUGAUUGUUUUAGAGUUGUAUUUUUCUGCACAUUAAUUAAACUAAAACUAUGGAGGGAA
Molecule: messenger RNA, 6676 nt
Organism: Girardinichthys multiradiatus
Lineage: Eukaryota; Metazoa; Chordata; Actinopteri; Cyprinodontiformes; Goodeidae
Product: nuclear factor 7, brain-like
Exons: 1
Coding region: 3630-4991 (453 amino acids)
Molecular function (GO): protein binding; zinc ion binding
Source: RefSeq, a predicted model, not a curated record